AGGAGAUAAGGAUGGCCGAGGCGUCCCGUUCAUCGGGCGCUCGGCUGGAGAGUGUUCCUUCCCAGACCCUGCAGCUGCAUAUCCGCCCCUUCUUCUCCCCCGCCGACUGCUCCGCCAUCCGGCGGUCAUGCCGCCUCGGCAGAGAUCUCAUCACCCGAGCCUUCAUGCGUCGCCGCAUCACCCGGUUCCUCGAGAACAAGCAGCUGCUCCGCCUUUUUGCCGUUGAUGAGCCCACGCAGGAGGGCGGGAUGCACCCGAUGGCCUAUUUGCUGGGCUUGAUGUACGUGUUGGAGAUGGCUGCCGCGGCGGAAUGGCAGCUGUGGGAGGCCUGGCUGCGGACCAUGCGCCACAUCGGCGGCCUCACCGACACCCUGCCCAUCCGCAUCACCGCGGCCGACGUGCGGCAGGUGGCCUCCAAGGCUGCGUUCGACCGACAGCCGGCCAGCCUUAAGCAACUGAUGCUGUUCGGCCACAAGCUGCGGGGCCGUGACGGCAACCCCAUGGCCGUCACGCCCCUCGACCAGCAGCGUCACGGCCGGGUGGGCGGGGCCGGCAUCACGGUCUGCACGAAAGAGGAUCUGCCGGCCGACCAUCCUUUCCGUGCAUCGUACAAGUUGGAGGACCCUGUGUGCCGCGGUGAGGGCAGAGGGAGAGCCGAAAGAGGGACAGAUGGAUGGAUGGAUGGAUGGAUGGAUGGAUGCCCUGUGUGUGUUGUGUGGUGGAUGCAGUGGCUGGGUUGACGUACUCGUCCGUUAUGGACGCCGUGGUUUGCUGGUAUGCUCACUCGCAGACAGACAGGCAGACAGGCAGAUCCAUAGCGCUUGUGUGUCCACUCUGUGUGUGUGUGUGUGUGUGUGCGUCGCAGGAUGUUGCCCGAGGGCGAGACCGCCAAGGUGCACCGAGUGACCCGAAACACCAUCCGGCAGCAACAGGCCGCGGGCAUCGCGCGUGUGUCGAAGAGAGGAGAGGAGAGGAGGUGAGAGGCCAUACAUGAACGAGCUCAUCACCCAGGCCCCGCCCGUGUAUGGCACACACACGGUGGCCUCCUACAUCGACCGCAACAACAGGCGCAGCCGCGUCAUCUUCCUCAACGGCGGGGCGGAGAGCGACCCCUUCGCCAGCUACCUGCGCGUGACGCGGCGCCCCAACCACGCCAUCAUCGAACUCAUGACGACCGAGGAGCCAGUGGCGACCAACAACAACAACACCAACAACAGCAACGACACGGCGGGCAAUGUGGGGGGGGCGUAGGCCACGCCAUCACGGGCUAG
Molecule: messenger RNA, 1271 nt
Organism: Vitrella brassicaformis
Lineage: Eukaryota; Vitrellaceae
Source: the annotation of a GenBank genome assembly